This is a messenger RNA of Toxotes jaculatrix (banded archerfish), 1339 nucleotides long. RefSeq names its product glycolipid transfer protein-like. Lineage: Eukaryota; Metazoa; Chordata; Actinopteri; Toxotidae. Gene Ontology annotation, biological process: ceramide transport; intermembrane lipid transfer. Gene Ontology annotation, molecular function: ceramide 1-phosphate transfer activity; ceramide 1-phosphate binding. Gene Ontology annotation, cellular component: cytosol; cytoplasm; membrane. The record is from RefSeq and is a predicted model, not a curated record. The transcript has 5 exons. The coding region runs from base 137 to 766 and encodes 209 amino acids.
CGCUUCCCCACCCACCUGACAAGAAGCGAGUUCCGGGUUCUUUCCAGCCGAGAGCAGCUCGAUACUACGGCUACCGUCGUCGCCGCCGCCGCCGCCGCUGCUGCUGCUUUAUUACGGGCAUUCACUCGGCAGGAUCAUGGCUCUUUUACUGGAGAACCAAUUCAAAGAGCUGCCUCCUGACAAGUCUAUAGACACAAAGUUGUUCCUGGAGGCUGUUUCUCAUCUUCCGUCAUUUUUUGACUGCUUGGGAUCAAAAGUAUUUACAGUCAUCAAAUCUGACAUUAAUGGCAAUAUAACGAAAAUUAGAGGAGUAUACCUCAAGGAUCCUGCAAAGUACGCCACCCUGCAGGACAUUCUGGAGGCAGAGCGAGAAGCCCAUGGAGCAGAGUGGCCUAAAGUUGGAGCAACAUUAGCUCUGAUGUGGCUGAAAAGGGGUCUCCGCUUCAUACAGAUCUUGCUGCAGAGUUUGGCAGACGGUGAAAGAGAUGAGAACAACCCCAACCUGAUUCGGGUCAAUGUCACCAAAGCCUACGAACAGGCACUGAAGAAAUACCACGGCUGGAUUGUACAAAAGAUUUUCAAUGCAGCAUUACUUGCAGCUCCCUACAGAUCAAACUUCCUCAAGGCCUUGUCAAAGGGAGAGGAAGUGAAAGAUGAGGACUGUCUGGCAAAUGUGCGUCAGUUCCUGGUUAAUUACACUGCCACUGUAGAUGCCAUCUACGAGAUGUACACAAAUCUAAACGCAGAGCUGGAUUACACCGUUUGAUGUUCCCAGGACAUAACUGGACUGGAUCACCGUCUUGUCUGUCAGACAAGCCCGGUUUUCAAAGGUGUUUUUAAUAGGGUUGUUUUAAUUUUUCCUUUCAGUGUGGUAUUUAUUACUUUGAUUAUGCCUCACUUAAUAUUUGGUUUUAAAAUUAUGCAAAUGCCUUUAAACUGUCUUUCUAGCAGAAGGUUGUGUUUUUUUGUUCUUGUAUAAAAUUUCAAUUGCAAGAUUGUUACAGCAGCAGCAGUGUGGCUCUCGCUCUCGUGCAGGAUUAUGGUAUUGUGCUGCUUGGCUGCUUUUUUUUUUAAAUGACAUUAACUGGUGGCUUUCACCUGUUCAAGAGAAGAAUACAAGACUGUAAAUGCUGAGUGUUGAAAUAUUAACAGAUCUGUUACUUCAACAGUCAGAUGUUCUCUGCCUCCUGAGCUGUGGAGUUACCUCCACUGUUAACCUGGGAGCAGGAGCCCUGGUAGUAAUUUAGAAAUUUUAACAGUACAUUUCCGGUUGUAUAAUUGCUGAAAUCCACAGAGUGCCUUGUUGUAACUGAACAAAUACAAUUUAAAAAAUAUAAUA